Bufo bufo (common toad) is the source of this 1272-nucleotide messenger RNA. RefSeq names its product protein kinase C delta type-like. The coding region runs from base 1 to 1272 and encodes 423 amino acids. The transcript has 6 exons. The record is from RefSeq and is a predicted model, not a curated record. Lineage: Eukaryota; Metazoa; Chordata; Amphibia; Anura; Bufonidae. Gene Ontology annotation, molecular function: ATP binding; protein serine/threonine kinase activity. Gene Ontology annotation, biological process: protein phosphorylation.
AUGGAUUCAGAGAAGAUUGCUGCGAGGACGAGAGGAGCGAAGAAAAGGAGACACAUUUCUGACUCAUCGGCUGAUGAGCAGAAGAAGAUGGAGGAAGAAAAGAAGAUUAUCAUCAGGAGGAAAGGAGGAAAGAAGCGUCGGACCAUCCUGACCUCACCUGAUGAAGACACGGAGACACCCAAGAGGAGCAAGAAGAGGAAGAAGAGGAUAACGUCCAGCUCCUCUGAGAAGAUGUCUCCUGAUCAACCCAUCAUUCCAGUGGAAGAAGUGACUAAACAGCCAAAGUGCGGGAAGAAGAGAAAACUCAUCCUCAUCUCUUCAACAGAUGGAAAGAAGUCACGGAUCAAGAGGGAAGAUGACAUCCUGAAGAAAGAAGACCAGCAGGAGGACCAGGGAGUCUCAGUCGAGGACAGCGGUGUUCGGCCAACCUGCUCUAGAAGCAUAAUAAUCUCCGAUAACAUCAGGGAGAGAUUAAUAUUCCAUCAUGUGCUCGGGCAGGGAAGUUUUGGGAAGGUCGUCUUGGCGGAGGAUACUUCUAACCAUCAGAAGUAUGCUGUUAAGAUCAUCAGCAAGAGAGCCAUGCUUGCCGACUGUGAUGAGGCGGAUGUGUUGGUGGAGCACCGAGUCUUACAGCUGGCAUCUGGGAGCCCCUUCCUCAUCCACGCGGACUUUGCAUUCCAGACCAAGCUUGUGUGUGGCAUCCAAUAUCUCCAUUCUAAGGGCAUCGUCCACAGAGACCUCAAGCCUGAGAACAUCCUGGUGGCUGAGACCGGCCAUAUUAAGGUCACGGAUUUCGGUCUCGCACUUGAGAACAUGCUUGGAGACCGCACAGCCACCGAAUAUGCUGGGACAGAAGGCUAUGUGGCUCCUGAGAUGCUGGCUAAGGAGGAGUAUGGUGUCGGAGUGGACUGGUAUUCAUUUGGUGUCAUCUUAAAUGAAAUGAUUACCAGUCAGUGUACUUACCAUCCUAGACUAUUUGACACAACACACUCCAGUGCUAAAGACAUCAUUAAAGAGCUCCUCCAGAGAGAUCCUGCCAAGCGCUUAGGAGUCCACGGUAACAUCCGAGGCCAUCGUUUCUUCCAGCAUAUUGACUGGGUCUCUGUGGAAGCCCUUCGGAUGUCCCCACCACACAUCCCUGUACCAUCUAAACCUCAACGCUGUUCCAGACGAUUCAAGCUGGACAGUAUAGAGGCAGCAGCGGCCAAGAAGGGACCUUUACCAUUAAAACAUCAGGCCAUUUUCAGAGGGUUUUCAUUUGUCACCCGGUAA